AAGCCCACUGGGAAGGGGCGGGCCCUCGGCGCGGAAGGCUGGCAGUGGGUCGACCUUCGGGAGUGAAGCAGGUGUGAAUGACGGGCUUAUGCGGGGGCAAAAGGGGGGCAGGCUGACUCUGGAAUAGGGGGGUAACAGUGGGGAGGGGGGUUCGGUAGGAGGCACCAGAGGCUAGUUAAAUAUCCGGCCAACCCGACGAACUGCCACCAGUGUUCCGAGAGCCUCCGCUCCGACAACCUGCCCACUACCUCUCCGCCUCCCCUGCACUCUACGGGAACUCCCCGCGUUGCACUACGAACGUUGUUGUCUCUGCUGCCUUUCUCUCUCUCCCUGUGGACUGAGGAAGCGUCAUGAGGGUUUCUCUGCUGCUGAUCUGCGCCCUCGCGGCUCUCGUGGCGGCCGCUGAGUCGAAAAAAUGCAAGGGCGCGUGCGUGUCCGCCGGCUCGUGUGCGGGGAUGAAGACGAAAGCCGAGUGCGACGAUGGCAAGGUCUGCUGCGUGACCGGAAGAAAUAUUGACGUCAAAAGGAAUUGCAAACCCACUCGCAAAUGCGGCAAGCUCAAGGGUGAAUGCAGGAGGAAGAGAUGUCUCCCUGGAGAAGUGAAGUUCAAGAACAAGGGCAAGAAGGUCUUCUGUAAGGGCAAGAAGAAGUGCGUUUGCUGUGCCAGAACCUGCGAAAACAAGGGCUUGUGCAACCUUAAGGGCGGUUUCUGCCAGCCCAUAUCCCUGCCUUGCGACGGCACGCUGGAGACUGGCAAACCCUACUGCAAGGCCAACAAGAAGCUGAAGGGAGGCAAAAAGAACAAGUGCGGAUGCUGCAUUCCAACAGGUAAGUGAUGUUCUUCAGGAAAUGGUCACGUAUUAGCGACCUUUGUUAUGCCUGGAUAGCCUUUCCAGGUAUGUGGACCAAUUUUGCUAUAACGCCAUUUUGUAAAUCAG
This is a messenger RNA of Penaeus monodon (black tiger shrimp), 938 nucleotides long. RefSeq lists its product as uncharacterized. Lineage: Eukaryota; Metazoa; Arthropoda; Malacostraca; Decapoda; Penaeidae. The transcript has 5 exons. The coding region runs from base 351 to 836 and encodes 161 amino acids. The record is from RefSeq and is a predicted model, not a curated record.